CGUAAAGGUGCACCGCCGAGACGGUGAGCGCGGAUGCAGCCAUCAUCCUCAUCAUUGGUGAUUCACCAUUCGUGCUCCUCAAUUGAGGGCGAGGCUUUUUCAAGGCUCCCAUUGACACCACGAAUGUCGAAAUAUCGCCUGUCCACGCGCCCACUACCCAUCAAAGCCUGGCGCUCUUAGUACCGCAAGGCGUCCACCACCAUGUCCACUACAGAGGCAGACGGCUCGCGUGUAGCCGGAAACGGCGGGCUAGACAGCACCCUGGGUGUUCAGGACAAGCGUUCUGCACAUGCUGCACAGCCAGUAGUGACAAGCUCGUCGGGCACAGAGGAGGAUGAUGAGGAUCCUUUCGUCUACCAAUCUUCCGGAUCUCAUGCAGAUGACGGCGCCUACGACAUCCCUGACGCCCCUUUGGAGCCAGAGGGCAGUUCAGCCGAUACCGCUGGGGCGGAAUCCGCACCUGGUGCUGAUGAGCGACCCCCUGCUACACCAGACAAACCUAUACCUGCCCCACCGCAUGCUGCCAACAGAGCCAAGCAGAUACCUCACCACACUCAAAGCGCUUCUCGAGACGCAUUGGACGAUGGAGAGAAUUCGGCGUCGAUGUGGGGCGGCAAGCCUCACGUCGAAUCUCAGAGUCGGCCACAAGAACGAGCGCACGCGAAUCACGAUGCACCGAGCGACUCGUAUGAUGCACCUGCCAACAAAGCGCCAGACGAUGGGGAUGCAUCACUUAGCGCCUCGACUGUAGCUCCCGUCAAGAGCGGGCUGCCAAGUUGGGAUGAGGCGCCAAGCUCGAGCAGUAAGAAAGGCACACAAGCAGAGCCCCAUGCCACACUACCUCCUGGAUCUCAUGGUCACGUUCACGUGACAGAUGCUCUCAAGUCAUCAGAUGGAGGCCCAUCCACCUUCAUAGUCUACGUCAUCUCGCUCCCGGCGCUCGGCAUCUCUGCCAAGCGUCGGUAUUCCGAAUUCGAAGCUUUCAGGGCGGCCUUGGUUGCGCUUCAUCCUACUCGCAUCGUGCCACCCCUUCCCCCCAAGCACAGUCUGGGUGACUAUGCUGCUAAGCAGGGCAAGGCAAAGGAGGAUGCAACGAUCAUUGCCAGGAGGAGACGCAUGCUUGGGAGCUUCCUCAUGAGAUGUGCAAAGGAUCCAGUGAUUGGCAAAGACGAAGUACUGCGACGCUUUUGCGAUGGGCGCGAGAGUUGGCAUGAGAUCAGCACUACGCCACCCGUGGCCAUCCUUCCAAAGUCUAACCUGCGAGCGCCAGUGCGAGACCCAGCAGAUCCGAACGCCUCAUCCGCCUACGCAGCAUUGCCCAUUCCAUCCGCUGCAACGCCUUUGAGGAAUCCGAACGGGCGAUUUGCAGACUCGGAAGCGUUUACCAAUCGCUGGGCUGCGCAUGUGGGCGGAAGCCUGGAGAGAUCAAACAGGAGGGUUGCGAGGAGAUGGCAAGAAUCAUCCUCGGACUACGCGGAGCUCGGUGCUGUUCUCAAUGGAUUUAGCUUGGGAGAAUCUGGCGACUUGGCAGUUGCGAUCGAGCGGACUGGGCAAGCUGCAGAUGGGACCUUCAUGAGCAUUGGAGAGAUGCUACAAGAGUGGGAGUCGACCUUCACAGAGCCCCUGUCGGAGUACGCCCAGUAUGGCGUGAUCCUGCAGAAAUUGCUGAAGUGGAGACAUCUCAAGCAUCUCCAAUUCGAGCUGGCUGAAGAGGCUGUGGAGAGCAAGCGUCAGCAGCUCGAUGACUUGGAGCGCGUCGAAGCUCACUCGACCAGAGUCACGGCGGCUCUGGAUGCUGGGAACCGGAAUGUGUGGGAUGAGGGUUCUCUUGGGCCGAACUCGACCGCUGCACCCGUCCAGAGUCGCGCAGGAGUGUGGGACAGCGUCAAUGCAAAGAGCAUGAGGAAGAGCGUGUUUGGCGCUGCUGCUGAGGAGGACGAAGAAGCGGCGCCUCGGACAGACGCCAACCACGCGAACAGUAAUGCUCAUGGCGAUGCUGACGAGUGGGUAGACGGCGCAGCUCCUAGCCAGCCGGGGUCCAGCUUGAGCGGCGCAUCUACGCGUAGCGACCCGACGGCGCACAGCACAGCUGGGAAAGCUGCUGCUGCGGGGGCUCCAUCUGCCAAGACGGCGAUGAGCAAUCCGGCUGCUGUGCGAGCAGCUGCGCCUCCGCGGCGCACCGGUGGCUUCUUGGGCGCGUUGAGUCACACGCUCAACAGCGUUUUAGAUGUGGAUCCAGAGUCCACGCGGAGGAGCAACAUUUCGAAGCUGAGAUCGAGCAUCGCAGAACUGGACGAGGCCUUGUCUUUGACGGCAGACGAUCUCAGAUUCGCCACUAGCGCCAUUCAACAAAGCCUGGAUGGGUUUCAGCGGGACAAGGUGAACGACUUGAGAAGAAUGUUUAUCAGCUACGCCAAGUUCCAUCGGGAAUUUUGCAGAGUUAAUCGUCAGAAUUGGGAAGAGGCCAAGAAACAGAUCGACAGCGUUCAAGCAGAAAGCGCAAUGCCAGAGGCGAAUCUUGUCAAAGCGCACGACCGGUCGUGAACCUUUAUUGGGUCACACUGGGCCAUCCACGUCGCGUUGAGACUCCAGGUCGAGGUGACCAGCAAGCAUCAUCUGAUCGUCAUGUAGCCCACACCACGUCUAGUAUCGUAUCCCAGCAUCUCAAAAGGAUAUAGCACGCUCUGCGAGACGCUAGGUCGGCCAGGUUGAUGGUAGCAAGCAUUUUCACAAUUGAUUACAACAUCGCAAGGCGAAUAGUGAUACAGUAUUAGG
This is a messenger RNA of Ceraceosorus guamensis, 2775 nucleotides long. RefSeq lists its product as hypothetical. Gene Ontology annotation, biological process: retrograde transport, endosome to Golgi. Bases 202 to 2544 code for a protein of 780 amino acids. The record is from RefSeq and is a predicted model, not a curated record. The transcript is spliced from 8 exons. Gene Ontology annotation, molecular function: phosphatidylinositol binding. NCBI's taxonomy places the organism in Eukaryota, Fungi, Basidiomycota, Exobasidiomycetes, Ceraceosorales, Ceraceosoraceae.